Molecule: messenger RNA, 928 nt
Organism: Daphnia magna
Lineage: Eukaryota; Metazoa; Arthropoda; Branchiopoda; Diplostraca; Daphniidae
Product: putative OPA3-like protein CG13603
Exons: 2
Coding region: 144-809 (221 amino acids)
Biological process (GO): regulation of lipid metabolic process
Cellular component (GO): mitochondrion
Source: RefSeq, a predicted model, not a curated record
AGCAGACGAAAUUUGUGUGUUUUGGUCUCUCGAAGAGCAAGAGAGUGUUUCACUUGAGUUCUAAGGGAAAAAAAGUGCUUCGUUUAUUAAUUUACAUGGCACAUUAAUAUUUAGCAUUUCAACGGAAGAAUAAAUUUUCCAAAAUGUCUGCACUGCCAGUGGCCAAGUUAGCUGCGCUGGUUGUCAAACAACUAGCCAAACCACUUGCCAAUCUAGCCAAAGAGAAAGCAAAAGAAUCAUACUUUUUCAGGACGUACAUCUGUAUGCCACCGGCGCAGUUUUAUCACAGAUGUGAGGUGAAACUUAAGAUGUGGGCAAUGAACUUGGGGAAAGCUGUCGAAAUCCCAAAGUUGAAUGAAGCAAUGGCCAUUGAAUUGGGUGGAACUCUGUUGGGAGAAGGUAUUAUCUUCAUCACUGGUGCAGUCCUUGUCACUGCCGAAGUCGUUCGACGAAAUAAAAAGGAUGCCGCCCUUGAACAAGCCCGUCGUAACGAAAUGGAAUCUAUAUUGGACCGGCUACGAGAUAUGGAAAUUGAAAGCAGUCGACAGGACGCACAACUACGCGAGAUCAACAGGCUAUGCAUGUCUCUCCAAGGCAUAGUUGUAUCUCAAUCUCAAGAGUCUGCUGGCGACAAAUCAAAGGUAGAGGCUGCAUGUAGUGAGAAUAAUGCCUCAUCGUCUCGACUUUCCAGCAGUAAUUCAGCUGUUCCUGUUGCAUUAGAAUCCUCGUCUGCAGCAACAGGAAAACGGUACGUCGGAUCCAGCCGGGGGAUCGUCGAGCAAGCCAUAGCGUUAAUUAUUAAAAGUUAAACUGUGAAACAGAACUCAGUUUCUGUUUUUGAAAUCAUUUGUAUCUCUUGGCAAGCAUCUACAAAAACCAAGAUGUAAAAUAGUGCGAAGUGUGAAGAAUACAGAAUAAUUUAAAGAUA